This is a messenger RNA of Monodelphis domestica (gray short-tailed opossum), 5455 nucleotides long. RefSeq names its product ubiquitin family domain containing 1 (gene UBFD1). Gene Ontology annotation, molecular function: cadherin binding; RNA binding. NCBI's taxonomy places the organism in Eukaryota, Metazoa, Chordata, Mammalia, Didelphimorphia, Didelphidae. The record is from RefSeq and is a predicted model, not a curated record.
CGACCGGUCCUGGAGAAUCUCAGCUGGUUCAAGGUGGGAUUACUGACCGUCGCCUGUUACUUUCCACGCCUUUGGGCUCUAACUAGAGGAGAGCUCCUUCAGCCUCCUAGGGAAUAACGAAAGAGGAGACAGGGAGGACUGAAGUCGAGGAGCCCGGCAUGGAAACAGAUGCCCAGAAACUGCAGCUCAACUGCGUGGACGCCGAGGCUGAGACCUCCUCCUGCACCUCCUCCUCGUCCUCGGCCCCGGCGGACAAGGGCAGCCUGCAAACAGACCAGCCUCAGGAGAACAUAGCCACUGCCCAGGCCUCGGUCAGCAACGGCGACGACGCGGAAACCGAGAAGGAGCUGGUGGAUCUAAAGAUCAUCUGGAACAAAAACAAAUACGACGUUCGGGUGCCUCUGGACAGCUCGGGAGCGGAGCUGAAGCGCAGGAUCCACUCCAUUACAGGACUACCACCUGCCAUGCAGAAAGUUAUGUUUAAGGGACUUCUACCUGAGGAGAAAACAUUACGGGAAAUCAAAGUGACCAGUGGUGCCAAGAUUAUGGUGGUUGGAUCUACAAUAAAUGAUGUUUUAGCAGUAAAUACACCCAAAGAUGCAGCACAGCAAGAAGCAAAAGCUGAAGAGAGUAAAAAGGAGCCACUUUGUAGGCAAAAGCAACACAGAAAAGUGUUGGAUAAAGGAAAACCUGAAGAUGUGAUGCCUUCUGUUAAGGGUGCUCAGGAACGACUGCCAACAGUACCUUUAUCAGGCAUGUACAAUAAGACAGGAGGAAAAGUGAGACUCACCUUUAAACUAGAACAAGACCAAUUGUGGAUUGGCACUAAAGAGCGAACUGAAAAAUUACCCAUGGGCUCCAUUAAAAAUGUGGUCAGUGAACCUAUUGAAGGACAUGAAGAUUACCACAUGAUGGCAUUUCAGUUGGGUCCCACCGAAGCCUCUUACUACUGGGUGUAUUGGGUUCCAACUCAGUAUGUGGAUGCAAUCAAAGACACUGUGCUGGGAAAAUGGCAGUAUUUUUGAAAGCACUUUCACCUCUGGCACAGGAGACUGACCCAAAGUGAAGGACAUUGCUGGGAGAGGCCUGCAACAUGCCUGGAUUUCAUAGUCCUGGAACUUUUAUUAAUUCAAAUCUGAGGAGAUAUUGACUGAAGCCAGAGGUGAUGUACUUUCACCAUUAGUUUACUUUUAACUUAAAAUUGCAAAAUCCCUACCCUUCAGUCAGCUUCAAACCAUAUUUAAAGUGAAUACAGUGGAAAUCAAUAAAUCUUAAUUCAGAACGCGUUGUGUGGAAUACUCUUAAGUGUUCUGAGAGUAGAUCUGCCAAUUUCGUUUAAAACAAACAAAAAAGAUCAAAAUAUAUAUCUGGGUUUUUUAAUGUGAUUUGAACUAAAAAAAUAUUUUCAUAAAUCUUUAGUUGCAAAUGGUUAAUUUUGGUUAAUUUGUUGUGACAGAGUUUGAGGCACUUUUUUUUUUCUACAUAUAAACUGUAAAUGGUAUGCAAAAUGGGGGGAAGGGGGGUUAGUAAGCCAUAUUUUUCUGGCCUUUGGUUCAGAUUUGACCUGAACCCUCCCCUCCCUCUCAGCCUUCUCCAUCUUUCCUUGCUUCCCUCACCCCACCCCCAUCAGAAUCAAGCUUUUCAUUUUUAUUUGUAAAUCCAAAGAUGACUUACUUUUCCUCUUCUCUGUAUUUCACUACGCCUUCUCUUUUCAUUUCCUGUGAUCAUUUUGGUUGUUUCUGUUGAGAUGCUGACUGAUCACACAGUGGGGGGUGGGGGAGAACACACCAUUGGAUUUUAAGCAUCAAAUCCUAGAGAUGAUCAUUUCAGGGCAUAGUGACCCUAAAAUCACUCCAAUCCCUCAUUAUUUCUUUUUGAAACAGCUGCUCUUGGCAAAAUAUCUUGCCCUGAGGUUCCAGAUUCCCAUGCAGAUUGGCUGCCAUCUUAUUGUAGCUAACAGAAUUGAGCAGCAUCUCUAAAGUUUCUUGAACUAUCUUGGGUGUGACUGAUCCAUUGUCAUGACAAUUUGUAGCAGAAAUGAGAGCCAAGAGUCCUAUACAGUUGCAGGUUUUUCUGACAUGGCCUGUUACUUUAUUGUGCUUUUCAUUUGGCCACUAUGAUAAAGAAGAACUGGGUUUGGUUCAUAUAAAAUUCCCUAUCAGGUGGCCAUGAACUCAGCUAUAUUCCUUUUUUUCUUUGGACAUUACUUUAAAAAAAAAUCUUAGGAAGUCUAACUUUAGUCAUGCUUCCUCUUUCUUUUUUUGUCAUUCUGCCCAUCAGCCAUUAAGUUCAAGUGUCCUUUAUCUCAGGUUCAGUCACACUAACCUUUUCUACCCUGGAAAGGUGCUUGCCAUGAGUUGAAGAUAUUUUAAAAGACAAGACUGACCCCAUUGGACCAGCAUAGCAAGAAUUGCCCUUCUCACUUGUGUCCCUUGUGCUCCUGGUAUACUUGGUCACCAUUUUUUAAUGGAUUGGUAACUUCUGAAGCAAGAGGGAAAACUCCUGUGCUUCUUUCCCUUUGCUAUUGUUGUCUUUGAAACCCCUUUCUAUCAGAUGCAGGCCACUGGGCUAGGUCUCCAAGCUUAACCUGUCAGCAGUGGCACACCUGACCUGCAAGUUUCAGGUGACCCCCUUCUCAAUGUGUAGAAUAUAUUUUAGUGUGUUGUUUUUGACUGAGAAUGACUAUGCAGUGUAAGCCAGUUGUGAGAGCUAUUCUGUACCCUUCAUGUCUAAUGUGUAGUUUGGGAGUCCAGCUUACACAGGAAGAAUAAUCUGCUGCUUAUUAUAUUGCAGUUGUUCCUAAGUUAUUUAAUGUAUAGGAAAAUCAUUUUAUUGUCAGUGAGGGUAUAAAUAUUGUAUAUGUGUUGGAAGUUUCUUAGAAACUUUGUUUCCAUCCUUUGAAAGUAGCAGUAACUGCAGCAUUUGUAUAUCCAAUUGUAUAUCAAUGUUCCAUCUCCCUAGCGGGAGAUAGCUAUGGUAUAUGAAGGAAAGAUGUGUAUGUCCUAUUUGUCAGCAGCCCAUCAGUGCUGCAUCGUACAGCUCUGCAGACCAAAUGAUAACAUAACAGCUAGCUUUCUGGCAUUAGCAUGGUCUUGGUUUUAGCUUUCUCUCUUUCUCUCACUCAUUUCUUCAUCUAGCAAUGUCAUUUGAGCAGGCAUUUAUUAAAACAUGUUAUGUGUAGAGCACUGUGCUAGGCAUGGAGUAAAAUAUGGAGUUUAUAUAAAAUAUGAUCCUUGUCCUCACAGUUCUCAUAGUCUAGUACUCUGCAUUUUCUUUUUAAACCCCACCCCACUUGCCUCUUCUGAAAGGAGAAAAAAAUCCUUUUCUGUACCCUGCUUGCCUAAAAUAAUGCUUUCAGAGCUCCAAUGGCAUCAGUUGUUCCCCUUCAUACUGUGAAUGGUUCAUGCUUUGGUGCAUCACCUCCAUCCAGCUGAGCCAUAGUAUUAAAAUUGUUCAAGUUGUUUUCUAUAGUCUACCAUGUUCCUGAAAACCAAACUGCUUAUCUGCCUAUGGUCAUUACACUAAAGUAGAAUUUAAGUUUGGAUGAAUGAUUUUUAUUUUGUUGAGGUGUAUGUGUGUGUCUUUUUUUUUUUAAGUGAAAUGGUGCUUUUUCCUCUAGAAAUAAUUAUUACAUAUUACAUUACAAUAAUGUAAGUUACACCUUUUUCAUAUAGAGCUGUUCAUAAGAGCCAGAGGUUUUAGGACGCCUAUUACAAAGCUUCCUAUAUUUGGUAAGAGAACGUUGUAGAAUUGUCUUAACUAUAUGGAUGAGGGUUUGUAUGUAGCUUUGGGGAAAGAUCUGACUCAGGGAGAAGAGAAAUAGAACUUAAAGGAAGCCAUGAAAAAGGUGUUUGAUUUAGGUCUGUGCCCUUUUUGGCAUUCUCUAUUGAUAUGUGUUACCACAAAAUCAGUUCUGUUACUGGCCUCAACAGGUUGAUUGAGCCUAGUGGAUUUUUUUUUUCCAAGCAAUUUAUAUACAAAGUAGAACCACAGCCCCUCCCUCUUAGAGGUAGGAUAAUCAUUCCUUUCUUAGGAUUAUUUCUAGAGUAAAUUCUUAUGCCUUCUUUCUCUUCCCAUCCCCCUCAAUCAUAUGAGAAAAGAAAUCUACCUUUUCUGAGUUUAGUUGAUUUCCUUGCUGCAAUGAGGUACAUGUAAUAAUAUAAAGAAAGGAGAAUGGUUUACUCUGUACUGCCUUCAAAUUUUGUUUUGUUUCCGCUUAUCUUUCCCUCCCCCACCCCUAAUUAGAGGGGGAAGGAUAGUGAAAGCUUUGUAACAGAAGCAGAUUUUCUUGGAAAUAGAGGGAAAGCACAUUUAUAAUUUGAGAGGCCAGAUGCUCUCCACUUGAUAGCCCAUUCAUUUCAGAGAUUCUUACAUGCUUCCUGUACUUUCUGUUCUUUCCAGAAUAUUAAUGUCUGACCUUCAACUCCAGUAUGUCAUUUGUUACAGGCACUUGGUGAGGGCAUUUUAUAAGAGGGCAAGACACUGCUACUUUUCAUUCUAUCUCGUUCACCCUGCUCAAGUCAGCCUAGAAACAAUAGAAUUUGUAGAAUUUGGAGCUCUUUGGUAUUAAGUGAAUCUCUUACUCAGAUAUGGAACUUUUCCUGGUAGCUGUAGCACAUUUUUAAUGAAAUUGGACUAAGCUAAGGAUGCACUUUGUUGUAAUGCUUGGGCACAGUCUUAGCAAGAUGGAUUAGCAGAAAGCCAAGCCUUCUGUCGGUAAUGAGUAUGAUGCCAUGAUUUUACAUAGACUUCUUAGGGAGUUGCUGCUUUGCAUUAAAAGGGCCAAAGAGAUGAAGUUUCCCACAUUGCCACAUCUGUAAAAAGUUGCCAUAUUUCGACAAGAACUCUUUCUUCUUGUUCUAGCUCUAAAAUGUAUCUAUUGAAACAUCUCAGUAUAGUGUCUGAACUCCCCUCCCCCUUGUUUGGUGUGCCAAUUAAGCAGUGCAGGGUGGGCUUUCUUUGAACAGUCACAGCGCACAAUUCCCUUUUUUUUUUCCCCUGUCACUGGUCUUACUCAUCCAUCUUGUCUUAGAGAAAAAAUUUUUCUGGAUGUCAUGGGGCUUAGUGAUACAGAAAUUAAUCUCCUGAUAGGUUUGGUUCCUCUGAAGGGGUCAGGAGAGCUGUGGUGAUGCAGCACUUGAUGGCUUUACCUUCUAGGCUAGGUGUGGCUUCAGUGAUUGUGAUUUCUGACUGCUUUCUUACUUUGUAAGCAACUUAUUUUUUAUUUUGCAAAAAGAACUUCAGCUGCAGAAUUAUUUGAAAAUGAAAUAGACAUAAGUACCACGUGGGUGGUGUUUUAUUUUAUUUUUAAAUAAUCAAAUGCUUGUUUGGGGGUAAAUGAAAAAUAUUUAGUCUAUUAGAUUUGCACUGCUGGAUUUUUUAAGUGUAAUCUCUACUGGUUAUCUCAUUGUUUAUUCUGUAAGAUUAGUCUUACCAAUUAAAGUUUGAUAAUUAA